GUUACCAAGAAAGACUGAUAUGGAAAGAAAAAUAGAAAUAGUGCAGUUUGCAAGUCGCACUCGUCAACUGUUUGUUCGUUUGUUAGCCUUAGUCAAAUGGGCUAAUAAUGCUGGAAAAGUGGAAAAAUGUGCGAUGAUAUCAAGUUUCUUAGAUCAGCAAGCCAUUCUGUUUGUGGACACUGCUGAUCGUCUGGCAUCGCUAGCUAGAGAUGCUUUGGUUCACGCUCGUCUACCUAGUUUUGCCAUCCCAUACGCUAUCGAUGUUUUGACAACUGGAUCAUACCCGCGCCUGCCUACCUGCAUCAGGGACAAAAUAAUCCCACCUGACCCAAUAACAAAGAGUGAGAAGCAAACCACACUUCAUCAGCUAAACCAGAUUCUUCGACAUCGACUAGUGACUACAGAUCUCCCGCCACAACUGGCAAAUCUUACAGUUGCCAAUGGCCGUGUGAAGUUCCGAGUUGAGGGUGAGUUUGAGGCCACCUUGACAGUGAUGGGUGAUGACCCUGACAUCCCCUGGCGCCUUCUCAAACUGGAAAUUUUAGUUGAAGACAAGGAAACUGGUGAUGGUCGAGCCUUGGUUCACAGCAUGCAGAUCAACUUCAUCCAUCAGUUGGUCCAGUCACGGCUGUUUGCUGAUGAAAAGCCACUUCAGGACAUGUACAGCUGUCUGCACUCCUUCUGCUUAGCACUUCAGUUGGAAGUCUUGCAUUCACAAACACUAAUGCUGAUUCGAGAGCGCUGGGGUGACCUUGUGCAAGUGGAGCGAUAUCAUGCAGGGAAAUGUCUCUCACUCUCUGUUUGGAAUCAACAGGUGCUUGGCAGGAAAACGGGAACCGCAUCUGUUCAUAAGGUCACUAUUAAGAUUGAUGAGGCUGAUGUCUCAAAACCAUUACAAAUAUCUCAUGAGCCUCCACUGCCAGCCUGUGAUUCCAAACUGAUGGAAAGAGCCAUGAAGAUUGACCACCUAUCAAUAGAAAAACUCCUAAUAGACAGCGUCCAUGCAAGAUCUCAUCAAAAACUCCAGGAGCUGAAAGCCAUUCUUAAGAAUUACAAUGUUAAUGACAAUUCAUUCAUUGAGACGGCUCUUCCAACUCUUGUAAUUCCAAUUUUGGAACCAUGUGGUCGAUCAGAGUGCCUGCAUGUGUUUGUUGAUCUCCACUCUGGAAUGUUUCAACUGAUGCUAUAUGGUGUUGAUCAACUGACACUUGAUGACAUAGAAAAGUCUGUUAAUGAUGAUAUGAAGCGUAUCGUUCCUUGGCUCCAGCAGCUCAAGUUCUGGCUUGGACAGCAGCGUUGCAAACAGUCUAUAAAACAUCUGCCUACAGUGAGCAGUGAAACUCUUCAACUAGCUAAUUAUGCUAGCCAUCCAGUGGGAAGCCUUUCCAAACACAAAUUGUUUAUCAAACUCACUCGCCUUCCACAGUACUACAUUGUUGUAGAGAUGUUUGAUGUUCCUGGCAACCCCACAGAACUAGAGUACAAGUACCAUUUUCUAUCUGUGAGCUAUGCUGAAGGAGAUGACAGCCCUGCUACUGCACUUUUACUACAGCAGUUCAAACCAAACAUUGAAGAGUUGGUACUAGACACAAAAAGCGGGAAACAAAUGAAAAGUGGUGUCAAGCGCAAGUUAUCUGGUGAUCCAUGUUCCAUAGAACCUAAGAAACCAAAACGGUCGGGAGAAAUGUGUGCCUUCAAUAAAGUGCUAGCUCAUAUUGUAGCCAUGUGUGAUACAAAUAUGCCAUUUAUAGGGCUUCGUAUGGAGUUAUCUAAUAUGGACAUUCCUCACCAAGGAGUACAAGUAGAAGGAGAUGGCUUCAGCCAUGCAAUACGUUUAUUAAAAAUUCCCCCCUGUAAAGGCGUAAACGAGGAAACACAGAAGGCUCUGGACCGAUCUCUUCUUGAUUGCACUUUCCGAUUACAAGGUAGAAAUAAUCGCACAUGGGUGGCUGAGCUGGUAUUUGCAAACUGUCCACUUAAUAGCACUUCAUCCAGGGAGCAAGGUAAGUUUUAUUUAGGAAGACUG
Messenger RNA from Tauraco erythrolophus (red-crested turaco), 2026 nucleotides. Lineage: Eukaryota; Metazoa; Chordata; Aves; Musophagiformes; Musophagidae. The record is from RefSeq and is a predicted model, not a curated record.